Messenger RNA from Dovyalis caffra, 561 nucleotides. Lineage: Eukaryota; Viridiplantae; Streptophyta; Magnoliopsida; Malpighiales; Salicaceae. The record is from the annotation of a GenBank genome assembly.
AUGGAUCUCUACAAGGUAUUAGGUAUAAACAGAACCGCAACAAAAGAUGAAAUAAAAGAAGCAUAUAGAAGAUUAGCAUUAGAAUUCCACCCGGACAAACACUCACAGUCAUCAAAUUCUGUAAGAGAAAGAGCCACCCUCAAAUUCAAACAAAUCUCUGAAGCUUACGAAAUUCUUAGAAACGAUAAGAAACGUGCCGAUUACAACUUUCGGUCAUCUUAUUCUUCUUCUGAUAAUCACACAGGAAGGAAUUAUUAUUAUAAUCGUAAUUAUAAUCAUGGGGGUUAUGGAUAUUAUAAUAAUUAUGGUAAGAAUGAUUAUGAUUCGAGGUCUUAUAGUUAUAGAAAUUUUGGGUGGAGCUCAAAAUUGGAGAAUUUGAUCAAGUUCAUGACCACGCGUGCGUUUCUUCUCAAUGCAGCUUUUGGCUGUGCCUUGUUUGGUGGCUCAGUGGUGAUGGAUAUGGGGAAGGAAGCAUUGUGGAAUAUGCACAAUUCAGGGAAAUCAUUUGAAGAUGCCAUGGAAUCCAUUAAGAAAUCCAAAGCACAUAGAGAUGAAGCAUAA